AUGUUGUUAGAAGGUUUGUUUAUUUGCGGCCAAAACGAAGCAAUUCCAUUAAAAAGUCUUUCCGUACAAGCAUUUCUGCAGGGCUACGUAGUAGGCUUUCGGUCGACAUUGACCUACGAAAACAACACCUCUAAUCCACUCGAAGUACUUUUCCGUACGCCUGUCGACGACUCCUACGCUGUCGUUGGCUUAGAAGCCUGCAUCGAUGGUAGAAAGAUCCGUGCAGAGGUCCAGGAGAAAGGAAAAGCGAGGCAGAUGUACCAGGAAGCUAUUUCAAGAGGCCGUACAGCCGCUUUUGGGGAAGAAAAGGAGGGUGAUAUAUUUAGUUUGGUCCUGGGUAAUCUCCCCCAGGGCGAAAAAGCUGUACUACAACUCACGAUGGUCGGCGAGCUAGCUGUUGAACCAGAUGGAGCGGUACGGUUUGUUCUACCAACAGUACUAAAACCCCGGUACGCGCCUCCUGGGAGUACAAAUCCCCUAGCACCAGAAAAUCCUACUUCAGGAAGUGGCCCAGUGUACCAUGCUACCGGACCCCCAGAAUAUAAAUUUGACCUGGUAAUCAAUGGAGCUCCUGGUAUUGAAGACGUGACAUCGCCAUCCCAUGAGAUUCAUGUUGAAAAUUCUGGUCAGAAUAUUAAUGUUUCAUUGGCUGAAGAUAAACAAACUGAUAUAGUCAUUCUGGUUCAACCAAAGGAAGCACAUAAACCUUUGGUAAUCGUUGAACCUGGUUUGUCAAAUGGCGAAAACGAUUUCCAGAAAAACACGGUCAUCAUGGUCAGCUUCUUCCCAAAAUUCAAAGGUGACACCUCAUGUCUCCAAGCUGCAUGCGAAUUUGUGUUUGUUAUUGAUCGCAGUGGCAGUAUGGCUGGGUCCUAUAUCAAAGAUGCAGCACAAACACUCUUGCUGUUCCUAAAAAGUAUCCCAGAAGGUUGUUAUUUCAAUGUGAUUGGUUUUGGAAGCAGUUAUAAACUUCUGUUUCCUGAGAGUGUGGCCUACAACCAGGAGAAUUUGGAGAUUGCAGUAAAACACGCAGAAAACCUGCAAGCGGACCUUGGCGGCACAGAACUAUUUGAUCCUCUCAAGAACAUCUUCAGCCAUGCACCAAUGAAAGGCUUGCCGAGACAAAUAUUUGUUCUCACUGAUGGAAGUAUUACAAAUACAGAAUCUGUGAUUAAAUUGGUUGCAAAGAAUUCAAAUAAGUCAAGGUUUGUUCAUGUUUUCCCACAUAAUGUUCUGCAAGUAUGUCCCCUUGAACCAUUGAGUUGCAUUGCAUAUUAUUUUACUUUGUACUCUUUGUCUAAAUUACCAGACAAUCUUAUUCAUCAAAGGGAGGGCUCUGGCAGUCACGACAGUCGAUAUAUCAUAAUUUGCCUGAUGGUUUUGCCUGAUGGUUUUACUUUUUCAAGGGGAUUCAAACUAUAGUUUUGCAUAUAUGAGCCAUUUUUUUAAUUAAAAAAAAAUUUGCUGUGGUCCCCCUUUUUUGACCCCAUGGUUGCCUGUGGUUCCCACUUUGCAUUUGACCAAAAUUUUUUGACCCUGAUGGUUGCUUGCAUUUGACCAAAAUUAAAAAAAAAUUCAAAACAUGUUUUUAUCAAUAAAAGGUUAUAUUGUUUUGACGAAAGAAAAGGUUUUUGGCAAAUUUCAGAAAGUUUGGAAUAGGUUGAAGGACUUUUUGAAUUUUUGAAAAAAAUUCUGUGGUCCCCCUCUUAUGACCCUAUGUGCACCCCCCCCCCAGAAAUUGUUUGCAUCCCCACAGAGGCAUUUGGCACCACCCCAAAAUGUUUUUGCACUUGCACAAAUGAUAUAUAUUACCAACGCCCUUCUCGCCCGAAAAAAUUUGGGCAUAGAUUUUAAAAUCUUUUGCAACAUUUCUUGUAAAUAAUGCAAGCCCCCAAAAUGAGAAAAUAAUACACUCUAUGGAUUAAAUGAAAACAGUAGAUCCACAGUUGUAACAAGUUUGAUUUGAAUUGAUAUUUUCAUAUUUGAUAUUUUGAUUAUUCUUAGGGACAGACCAUUAGAAAGUAAUUGGGGGAUAAAACCAAAAAAAAAUUAUUCCCAGAAAAAAAUUAGGGAAAAAAAUCUUUCGAGGCAUAGUGGAAAAAAAUUCCUUGCUUGGAAGAUAGGCCUAUAAAUUUCACUUAAAAAAUUUCCAGUGAGAAAAAAAUUCAUCUAUAGGUGUACAAAAAAAAUAUUGCCUCCCCCCCAUCACUUUUAACUACUAAAUUGGUAAAAUUACUAAUAUUAUGGUCUCAGAUGCCGCCAUGCAGGCCUAGAAAAGACAAGUUUUGUUAAAUAUUUUCCUUGGUCUUUCUGGGCGUUGCCACCAGGCCCCAGCCAAAGCAAGCAGCAGCACCCCCCAGAUAUUUAUCCAUGCACCCCCUCCCCGAAUGAAAAUAUGAAAAGUGAUAUCUGUAGAGUCUGACAUGCAUUCUCAACAUCCAUAAUCUUGUCAACUGACUAUAUAUAUUUUUGCAUUUCUAUACUGUACAAAAAUUAACUAGUAAAGGCCAUUUUUUCACUUUUUACAUUUUUGAAACAGAAGCAAAAAGUGGCCAAAAUUUGCGCUAUAUUAUUUAAAUAAUUUUCUUAAUUUACUUAUCCCAAAGGUGUUUCUCAUUUGGUAUUGGUUCUGGAGCUUCAUCAACUCUCGUGAAAGGAAUUGCUGAAGCUGGCAAAGGUGCUGCGGAGUUUAUUACUUCGGGAGAGAGGAUGCAAGCUAAGGUAAAAUUGGUUAACCAACAAAACGUAAAGGGGUUAACCUUUCUCUUUUAA
Molecule: messenger RNA, 2772 nt
Organism: Paramuricea clavata
Lineage: Eukaryota; Metazoa; Cnidaria; Anthozoa; Malacalcyonacea; Plexauridae
Source: the annotation of a GenBank genome assembly